Molecule: messenger RNA, 5972 nt
Organism: Mugil cephalus (flathead mullet)
Lineage: Eukaryota; Metazoa; Chordata; Actinopteri; Mugiliformes; Mugilidae
Product: protein sel-1 homolog 3
Exons: 24
Coding region: 145-3507 (1120 amino acids)
Molecular function (GO): protein binding
Source: RefSeq, a predicted model, not a curated record
CCUGUCACAAAUGCCAACCGCGUUUCACGGCCAACAAACUUUUAAUCUGAAUGGAUUAUAUAUGGAUUUAUAAUGAAUCCACUGAAUAAAUACUUGUUUUAAUGUUUUACUUCAUCAUAAACCAACAAAGCAACAACAAAAAAAAUGAAAACCAUCAUUUUUGGAUACUAUUUCUUCACUACUUCUCUUCUAAUGGGACGAUGCGCGUUACAAGCUGCUUCAAACCAGCGUAGUGAGACCCCACGUGACAAUUUCAUAGAGUUUGACUCCGUUCCUGACAAAGUGGUAGAUGGCUCAGUGGUCCGUGUGCGGUGUCACUGCUCCGGGCCAUGUCAGCUUGCAGUGGAGGUGGCAGUGUCUACAUUAAGGAGGACGGAUUUAGUGGUCUUCAGGAGGAAGUGGAUCAGCGGCACAAGCAGAGCCUGCGGGAUCCGCCAGGUCCGGCUCAGGCUGCCUCCGUCCAUUUCAUAUCGACACGACCUUUUCAACAGGAACAUUUUGAUCACCCAAAAUGUGACAGUCCGUGCUUGGCUGGACCAUUUUACAAAUGGCAGUGAGCUCGGCGCAUACUACAGUUCCCUGUGGAGAGUUUACAAAGUGCUAAAGAUAAUGCCACUCUCAGAGAGGCCAGCUAAGCCUCCCACUGGGUGCCCGUCAUGGUCUGCUCAACUGAUGUGGGAGAUGACCAGAAUCCAUCAGUGUCCACAUGACUCAGACGUAAUCGAUAUUCUAAAGUUCCCUUUGGCAAGUACUGGUGAGCACUUUGGAGUGGUCCGCAGGUUCCAGCCUUUUAUCGACACGGCGCUGGAGAGAGCUCGCGUUCACGCUGUGACACACCCCAGCGUCACCUUAUCUGUGUGGAUCUACCUUCUGAAAUGGUGUCACCAUAAGCUCUGCGGGAUCAUCCAUCACGUUGAUAGGAGAAAUUUAUACGACUCAGUUCUGAUGCAGCUUACAGACACAGGAGACAUCAUAAUUCAGGCUCGUGUGACAACGGGAGAAUAUGAAGCAUUCCUUGCCAGCGUCAUGUUGCCCCUGUGGAAAUGGAUUAGAUUAGACUGUUAUAUACAGGACUCCAAGGUUCUGUUGGAUACAACAUGGGACGGUGAAUCCCGUAGAUCUGUGUUUGAAUUUCAGCACAGCAUCUACUAUGAUGACACUGACGGAUACUUUGUGAUUGGAGGAGGCAAAUACAUGCCAGGAGUUCGGGGGUAUUUUGGGCCUGUGAAGUACUACCGUUUUGGAACCGAAGAGAUAAAUAACCAACUUCACCCCGAGACAACGUUACGUGAACUGGAGAGAACUCAUCAGGGGUGCCAGGAGAUAACAGCAUUCACUAAAGCUUUUCUGAGAGAAGUUACCGGGAAUCACCUUCGGUCACCGAGCAGCAGAGGUGCCUGCGUCGCUGCUUUACCACUGUGGGGUCAGUUCGAAAAGAAAGAGAAAACCUGCACGCAAACAUGGACGUGGGAGGUGCAACUUAAAUACAGCACUCUUUUUAAAUUCUUGCAAACAAAAGAGGAGGAAAUCAGGACGGGUUCUUGGGGUACGAAGCUCCUGCAGACGACUUUAUUUGACCAAGCAGUUGGUACAGUGCUCCCUGUGGAUAAGGCACAAAUGGAAGUCACAUCCGAAUCAAUGACUUUACUCCAAGUGUGCUCCUGCUUUGGAAAUCACAGAGCCUCUCUCUUGUUGGCCACCAUCCACCUCUCUGGCCUGGGACAGUCAGUCAAUCAACAGCAGGGUCAUGUCUAUAGUUUGGUUGGCGCUUCGGGUGACGACCUCUUUUCCCUGAUGCAUGCUGGGUACAAACACACGCAAGGAAUUGAUGGGUUUCCUAAAGACCUGAAUAUGGCUUAUAGCUACUAUUCCAAUGCUGGGGAUCAGAGCAGCAUCGAUAGCUCCCAUGUACAUGGAAGUAAGCAAUAUCUAGUUGAGCAUAUCUAUUUAAGCAAGGAAGACGAUAUAAACAGCCUGAUACAUGAGACGAGUGACGUCUUCCAAUACGUGAAAUUCCAAGCGGAGAGAGGAGACAUAGAAUCCCAGAAACGCAUGGGAAGAAUGCUUUACUGGGGACAGAAUGGAGUCUCAAAAGACAUAGCGAGUGCGGUGAAGUGGUUUGAGAGAAGUGCUAUGCAAAUGAAGGAUCCCUCGGCGAUGUACGACUACUCCAUCCAACUUAUGAAGGGUCACGGAGUAAAAAGAAACCAUACCCGAGGUUUUCAGCUCCUGAAAAAGGCGGCGGCGAUGGGCUCAAUUAGCGCCUUGAAUGGUUUAGGCUGGUACCAUGGGAUUGUGCUGAAAGACCACAAGAAUGCAGUGAAAUACUUUGAACAAGCCGCUUUAAAUGGGAGCGAAGACGGGAUGUUCAAUCUGGGAAUUUAUUAUCUCAAUGGGAAAAGCCCAAACAGUCCACUGAGGAAUGAGAGCGCAGCAUUCCUGCAGUUUCUGAACGCGUCUCGUCUUGGUCACGCGGCCGCGUCGGUGGAGGUGGCUUGGUACCUUUCGACGGGAAGCCUGGAAGGGGUGUCUCAGGAUGUGGAGAGGGCUGUGAUACUGCUAAAAAAGGUCUGUGAACAGAACGGACACCUUGGAUUUAUGAUCAGAGAUGCUCUUCAGGCCUACCUCCAGGCCUCUUGGCAGGAAGCAUUUAUGAAAUAUGCUCUGGCCGCUGAAGCUGGUCUGGGUUUGGCCCAAAGCAACGCUGCACACCUGUGUGAGGAACUGAAUCUCAGCUACGAUUGUCAGCGGAGAUAUCACAACUACUCUAUAUUAAACUAUGAUCCCCAUCCGUCCGCUCUGCUGAAAAUGGGAGACUACUAUUACUACCACCAUUCCUCCAGCACACGAGAAGACUCAUUAUCCUUGGUUGAGCAGGCCAUAUCAAUGUAUAGCAGAGCCGCUCUAGCAGGCAGCCCUCAGGGAAUGUACAAUCUGGCCGUUCUGUCACAACAAGGGCACGUUCUCCCACCGAGCACCCGUGGCCUGUUUAACGUGUCGCAUCGCGAUGAGCCGGAUACGAUGACGGAGAAGAUCUUAAAAAGAUGUGUAGAGGCUGAGGAUGGAGAGGCAGUAACGCCCUGUUCUUUAGCUCUGCUUGCACUCCAGAUGGGAAGAGCCUUGAGGAGAAUGACUCACAACGGUGCCCAGCUCUUCUUGACAUAUGCAUCUCUUCUUUCUGUCCUCGUAAUUAUUGUCCUUGUGCCAUUGCGGAGCUGUCUUGGUGUGUUUACCUCCUUUCAUCGUCCUCAUCUGCAACCAAACACAGAGCACAGAUGCCGUGUGAUUGCACUGAGAACGAGGACGUCGACUGCCAGCCAAGACGGUGUCAACACGAGCAGAGAGCAAGAUGGCAUCAUGGGAAGAGCCUACACAGCAGCAAGGAAUCAAUGGCUUACCAUGCUGAAUAGCGAGCAGUGGCUCUUGGAAACCAGCGAUUUGGCUGUGACUCUGUCGGGCGUGUGCCUGUGUGCUUUCUGGACCACACUCCUCUAUCAUCUCCUAUGACAUACAAUACCCAGCACAGUGAUCCAAUAGCCACAGCUGAAGCCCCAGACACUACAUAUUGUAAGAGCGUACAUUUAGCGGUUGGGUGAGAGAACCAUUUGCAUGACACAUUUGUGUCAUGUGCCUGAUUUUAGGACAGGAAACACAGACGUUCUGGUCAGGAUGUGAGCAUCCUGAUUUAUCUCAGUGUCGACGAUUCCAUUGUUGCGUUCACGGAAAAUGAAAAACUUGGGUUCAUUUAAUAUAUUGCGAGUUCAACUUACAGUUUGUAUUGAUUUGCUGACGUGUUUGCCAAAGGAGGAGUGUGAGUGUUAUCUUAUGUAAGUCCAAUAUAAAUCGAAAAUGAUGAUGUGUGUUAAAAAGCAAAAACAAAUCUGCCUCGGGGACGGAUGUGUUGAGAGAUGUUGUGUCGGAAGCUGUGUUCUAAUAAGUCAACUAUUAAGGCUUGUCCCUGGGCCUAUCAGUGACGUGCAGAUGAUAAAUGUCACUCAGGAGACAGGAUAUGCAACGACAGCAUGCGGGGACCUGAAACAUUGUGUCUGGUCAGUGCAAUGGAAUCUCAGAUCUUAUUGAUUUAGUCCCUUGCUGAGCAGGUGCUCAUGGUCAAUACAUAAGAUAAGACGAUAUAAGCUUUAGCCAUUGCUAAGGAGAAUUUGGCCGGAGAGGAAUUUACUAUAGCAACAGGUGACACUUCAAACACAUCUUUAGGGCCUGUUUGGGGGUGUUAGUCAAAAAAGCUUUUCCCCGUUUUUGUGUGUUCAUAAAGAUAACAUAACUGGCUAUAUUCUUUGACGGAUUUUGUUUAUAUGACUGCCAACGAGUAUGAGGGACAGGGUUACUCAGUUCUUAACAGUUAUUUACAGCUCCGUGUGGCUUGUUGUGAUGAUGUGCCGUUUAUAGCUGGUAUUCAUGGAGCUGUCAUUAGUUAAAUAAGGAGUUUCACCGUGUAAACAGAUCCAUGUGGAGCUCCUUCAGUUUAAAGUGACGUCUGUGUGUAAUUUCGGAUGGACUAAUGAUCUCCCUUCCUUCUUCUGUCUCUGUCCUCAGUGUCGUCUGUCUUAGCCCUUAAAGGAGAAAACAAAAACACUGCAUACAUGUAAUGCACUAAUCACCAGUGGCAGUACUGUACAGGUUACUUUGAUCACCACGGGAGAAAUUCAAAAGAAAAACUUCUGUGUGACUACUGGGAUGGUGCUGUCUGUGACGAGGUGUCAUUAUAUCCAGUUUUCUAAGUUUUGCUCAAACAUUCACUGACGUUUUUGGCAUCAUCCAUGUAAAACAUAACUAGUAAUCAUACCUGCUGCAUUCUGCCAAGCUGCAUUCUCUACGGUAACGGCACAACAAAAUGAAUAAUAAUAGAAAAGAGCAUGGUUAAAAGGCAGUGGAAACCGGCUAACAGAGGGAAUUACUUUUAUUCUUUUCUUACAUUUAUUUAUCUGCUAGAAUGGAACAUAAUAUUUUACAGAGAGAAAGCACUGUCUCGAGCUAAAUGCUUGUGUAAGACAUGCCUGUAGGUUAUUAUGAUUACCCAGCUCACCAUCCAUGCAAUUUGCUUAUACCAGGAAGUGACAAGUCAGCUAAUGUGCGGUUGUAUUCUAAACUAAACGUAUUUACUGAGCAUUCACUUUUAUAGGAUCCAUAAUCAAGCCACAGUGUGAUACCGUAGUUGUGGCUGAACAUCAAAUACUUGCUUUAUCUAAAAUCCCAGACCUGGUUUAUCACCAAAGUUCUGUGAACCAGCAGAUUUUCAGGGAAAAUCGAACUCACAAGACCCCAGACAUUGUGCUGAUUUCUGUAUUGAUUUAAGCCAUAAACUACAAAGCCAUGUGUGGUUUACAUUUGAGCGAGUACUUUUGAUCGUAAUGAGUUGAUAAGAUUGAUAAGACUUGAAUAGUCACCUUGCGUAAGGUAGAUCAUGGCUCAUACACACUUUGACCAUCAUUACUGAUCAGCUGAUUAACAGCUGUCACACUGAUCCUUCAGCUCCAGCAGAAUUACACUCUCCUUGAACCCAGUGAAAAGAUCGAUAGAGGAAUACACACUUUCACCAGUUUUCCUAUUCUUCAGAACAAAAACAAAAAAAUAAUAUUUUAUAUGUAUGAAGUCUUGUGUUUUUUAUUUUUUUUUUUGUCAGCUCAAAUGUCAUUUUGUAGGGUGGUCCUUGAGAACCUCACUUUUAGGGUGCCCUUUACCACCUCGCUGGGGACUACAGCUGGAUAUUAGCUUUGCUAGCUAAAGCCGCCCUAUUUACUGGCACCUGGUACAGUUGAUUAUUAGGGACUCUCCACAUCACAAUAAACUAAACUAAACUGAAACCUGUUUGAACUCGAUCCUGAAAAGGUGCAUGCUGCCUUAGCGUGCAUCCUCAUUCAACCUCAGUUGGACUUUGGUGUGACGUGUAUCUGCCAACCUGGAGAACAAUAUCUUCUAGGGUGAUAAAAGGAAAUAAAAAUAAAACAAUUUAA